UUGUCAGGUUUGUUGAUUUUGCGUGGACAAGAAAUUUUGGUUAGGAGUUGGGUUGGAGUGGUAAUGGCAAUGUAGCCAAUAAAUUCCAGGAAUUUUGUGUGUGUUGUCCUGUAAAAAAUGUUUGUUGUCAAUGUCCACGAGCAGAAAUGCUAGCGUGAAUCAUUCUAAUUCGUAAUGUGAUUCUUAAAAGUAGAGAUCCUGUUCCUUGUUUACAAAUCUGUACUUGAAAGUAAUUUUGUUUUUAUGUUGCAUUAGAGUUGGCUGUUCUUUCAGUGAAGUUAUCUUGUUUAUGUUUUCAAGGUAAACAAAAAUUGUAUAAAGAGUCAAAUUUUGUUGUUAGCUAAGCUGACAUGUACAGAUGUUCUAAUGGAAUGAGUAGGUUAUGUUUUUAAAGCACUUCAUUUAAGCAGCUUUUGUAUUAUGCUAUCACCCUUCAGCUUUUUAUUUUCCUCAAUAACGCAGGCACAUUUGCUGUCUUUAAGUUGCAUGUAUAAUUAAAAGAAAAUUUUAUUUAAUUGUAAACUACAGUAUGGGAUCUAGAGUAUAUGACAUAAAGAAGAAAUUUGAGGGAUUGUGUGAAGCUUCCAGAGGACAAAACUUAACUGAAAGUACUAUUUCUGUUAAAUUAAAUCAUCCCUUGAAUUCAGGUUUUCCUAAGAAACCUGCUGAACAUUCUACCAGUUCUUCAUCUGUAGGCACUAGGGGAAUUAUUAAACGAUCACAUGCAUUUAGAUCAGAGAAGGGUAGUAGAGCCAUAUCUAGUAGUGAGAGCGGAGGAUCACUAUGUGAUUCAAAAUUUCAAACUUCUGUGAACGAACAGUGCCUUUUAAAGACAGACUGUAAUAUUAAUCUAAACAAAGUGCCUUCUCAACAUCAGACUGUUAAAGAUAGGACAUUGUCAAUUGAGAAUAAAUUAAGUGUAAAUACAACGGUAACAAAUAUUAAAAAAGACGCUAUCAACACCCCUGGUCAAGGAAGGAAUAUUUGUUUAUCAUCUGAGUAUGCUGUUGUUACAAAACGAAGUGGUUGUGAUACAAAAAGGGGAGCUAUUUUAAAUCCGAGACCUGAUUCCCUGCAACUAAACAAUACCACAAACCAUGUCCAGAAAAACCAACAUAGCACAGAAAAUUGUAAUAAAAUUGUAGCCAAAAAUAUUGACCUAAGAUCAAUUACUAGUAAUAAUUCUGGUAAACUGAAACAUAAUUCCAGUACUUCACCUAUUAAAACACCACUAAAAAGUGGUACAAAAUGUUUAGAAGACUGUACAUUGUCUAAUACUUUAAAGAAAGUCCUUAAGUCACCUUUACCCUCAGGGCCCCCUCCUAAAAAACCACCACGGACAUUUGCUCAUAUUACUGAUAGUGUAAACAACAUUGGUAAUCCAUUGCGUUCUGGGGCUCAGAAAAAUAUUGGUGUAUCGAGUGAUGAUAUUAAUUUAGAAAGUGAAAGAAUAGAAAAUGAUAAACAAUUAAUAAAACCAAUAAGAUCAAAAACAGAAUCUCAGAUAAUGCUUAAAAAACUUGAAAUUGCCUUAUUAAACCAUCAGCAACAAGGAAAAAUCCUAGAGCCUAAAAUAGGUAAAAAACAGCAGCUUAUCAGAAAUAAGCUUUAUGUUGAUAACGAAUCAAAGACUGAAAACCUGUCAUGUAGUCCUGAUGAAAGAGUAGCUAUUCGUAAAAGUUCACUUCCAGAUACACCCUCUGCUGAUAAAUAUUCUUCUAGUGGGUGUUUUGGUGUUCUUUCCUGUUCUAAUUCAAUGGAUCUAAUGAAAUCUUCACACAUAUAUGACAUUCCGUUUGAACCAAAGUCACACUUUUACAUAGAAGAUGAAGCCAAACCAUUGUUGAAUAGUUUCAUUUCAAAAGAGAACAGUAGGCCUUCUUCUGAAGUGCACACAUUUCAUUUUCGUAAUAGGCCUCUUAAACAUAACAGUGUUGAAGAACCUGUAUAUGCAAAACCUCAAAUAAAAGCAAAAAAUCAUAAAGCCAAGGAGAAUUCUGAAGUCCUCUCUGUGUCUCAGGUUGUAAAAAGUAUAAAUCUGAAUGAGAAAUUAAACAAUCAUUGUUUGAAUAGUAACGGUACUGGAAAUGUCUUGAAAAAACCAAUCAUCCCUGAUCUUCAUUAUAUGUCCUCUCCAAUUUUGGAAAAAGUGCCUUUGUUACAAAGCCCAGCACCUGAGAAAAAUUCUGCGCAGAGAAAAUUGUUUGAAAGCAGUGCAACUAAGACAUUCCCUGGGAGAAGUGCCAGUCUUGACAUUGAGGGCUUCCAGCCACAAUGUGUACCUGGUCGAAGUUUCAGUGUCGAUCUCUCCCGUGCUGGCGACAAGGACUUCCAUAUCGACAAUGAGAAGAUACAAAUGAUGGUGAAUGAAGUGUACAGCAAAUGUCUAGCUAUGCCCCAGGACAGUGACUCAGAGUCUGUGGCAUCUACACCUGAAGAUGGGACAGCUAGACCACUGCACACAUCACCAGAAGAGGCCCAGAAAGAGAGGCAGCAAAGAACGGCAGAACGUAAGACAUACCUAAAGAGGGUCUGCAGCCGUGCUAAGUCCUUCCAUCGACCUUCUGUUAGUUUCCCUCGAUUGUUUGAAUACCUGUUACUCAUAGGUCUUGAUCUCAACCCAGCUCGAUGUAAAGUGCCGUACAUCAAAGACAAAUAUCCUGAGGACGCAGAAGUACCUCGGGGAAUAGAGCAGCUGUGUUUUCCUGAUGCCAGCGACUGGCCGCCACAAGCUUGUUCGGAUGAGAGUGGAGCCAGUAGCUACUGUAUUGUGAUCACCCACUCAAGCGGUACCCGCAAGUAUGGCUACUGUCGCAGGGUACAGCCCGAGGGAGCACCCAUCUGCUUGCCUCUAGCCUAUUGCAUCGUAACCCCCUACAAGGCCAACCACUAUUUCGGGCAGGUGUUGGCUGAGCUGGAGUCAAGACAUGGACAGCCAGAGCUGGUGUUGUCCAAAUUUAUCCAACAACUCUACGAGUGCCCCUUCCCUGCCCCAGGACAGAGCCUCACAAUCAUCAAUCCUUCCACAAAUGAGAAGAUGGAAAUUCUACAGAGGAGACAGGAUCCCAGGCAAGAGGAGACUGAUAUCGCCAAGUUACUAAACCUUGUCCGGUUUUCUGUUUUCCUGCAGCUGUUUGUCACUCUCCUGCUGGAGAGGAAAGUUAUCCUACUCAGCUACUCUAUCAGCAAGCUGUCGUCAUGUAUUGAGGGCCUGUGUGCUUCUCUUUAUCCCUUUCACUGGCAACACACAUUGGUGCCCAUAGUACCCUGUACUAUGUUGGACUUGUGUCAGGCACCAACACCAUAUGUUAUCGGUCUACUCAAGCCUCGGGACGCCAACUCUCAGUUCCCCAUCGACUACACGAACAUUGACCAGGUUCUGGUGGUGGAUGUGGACGAGAGUAGAGUGGUGCAGUGUUGUGGGGACGAGAGCACUGUACUGCCACCUAGGCUGUGUAGAGGGCUGCGGGAGGCUCUACACUGUGCUGUGCCAGACAAGAACGCUCCACUGUCUCCUGCACACAAUCUGGUAGCAUCAGAGGCUCUGAUAGCUUUGUUUGUACAACUGGUUGGUCAUUACCGGGACCACAUCAUCACCUCCUCAACCACCGGCCAACGGGAGUUUCAGAGAGACAGUUUUGUAAAGAGUAUCACAUCCAACACAGCACAGAGUUUCCUAGAUUGGUUCUCUGAGACAACCAUGUUUACAGCAUUCAUCGAGUCUAGGUUAGAUCGUUCAUUAGAGCCUUGGGGAUUAUUUGAGCAGAGGUGUGUGGAGCACUUGGCUCAGCAGCAUGCUCCACUCUCUCGUAGCUAUCGGGCAAACAUCAACAAAACUGUCAAGAGUUUUGGUGAUCGCUUCAAAGAAUGGACCAACUCAUAGAUACUUACGUAGAAAGAGCCUGAUUCUAGUCACGUACAUAGAGUACAUUCCACUGAGUACAGUAGAGUACAUCUGCCCACCUCACACCAACUACUGUACAGUGUAGUAUAGCUUUUAUGUUUUAAACGUCUGUGUGACUAGCUUUUAUUUUAUUCCUUAUACUAAUACCGGUUACUAUUUAUUUUUUAGUAUGAAAUAUAUUUUUUAUGCAAUGAUAAUUCAUGGACCAAAUUUAGGAGAUACCAUUCAUACCCUGAAUGGUUCCUGACACUCUAAUAAGUAAUGAGCUACUCAAAUAAAAUAAAAAUUUAAGAAAAAUAAAAUUGUAAAAAUUUCCAUUUUUAAUUUAUAGCUUUUAGGAAUUUAUUUUUUCUUUAAUUUCAAUUUUAUUUGAAUACCUUAUUACUUAGUUUAUCAAAGUCUCAGGAAUAAUUCAGGGUAUGAAUAGUACCUCUAAAAAUAGCCCAAUUAUUUUAAGAUUAGCUCUAUUAAGAACUUUAACUCAUUGCGGUUCGAGUUAUUUGUAGCACACAUCUUAGCAGACACAAAAUGAUAUUCUUAAUGGCACAACAGUUGAACAGUACCAGUAACCAUACUUCCUAGCAUCACCACUUAACACAUUCACUGCAGAGAAAAAAAUAGUUACACUUUUAGUGCUACUAAAAAUUAAUGUAGUUAAAUAACUUUCCAUAUACUUCUUGAUAUGUUGAAGAGAAUAACCUGUUUCUGUAUAUCUACAUCACAUCAUACAUCAUUCCAGUGCUUUAGGUUUCUUGCUGAUGACGUCAUAUAAGAUAAGUCAAUUUCGGCCUGGUAGCAUCUACCAAUGAUUUGGCAGUUGAUUUCUGCAAUCCAUAUUAGUACAAAGUCACAAUAGCUUUUUUGUUCUCACACAAUUAUAAUAAUAAAUAAUGGUACAAGAUAAACACAACAAGAAUGCUGCAGAAUCUGUCACAAAAAACCUGUGAAAUAUUAAACCCUAUGAAAAUGAAAAAUUGUAACCAAACUGCAUGCCAAAUAACCUUUAUCAAGAAAAUUCAGAUUUUGUCCUUUUAUAUUGUAUUUAUUUACAGUCAAAACUAUACUCCACUAGGAAGUAUAAACGGUAAUGAUAAGUGCACACUACAUGCUGAUGACAAAUCACCUUUCCUUGCCAAGUACUGCGCUCACACCAAUAGUAAAGUAGGUCAAUCGCAUUUGCUCAGAAUUCUGUAUGCCGCCUGAGGCGGUCGAAAUCAACCAUAUUGAAAUGAAUAUCAAAACAUACUUUUUAUUGUUAUUGAAAUGAAAAAACAAAUAAUGUUAGUCACAUUUUGCAGCUUAGCUGUGAGAUUAUAGUAGGUUAAAUCCAUUACAGCAUGUUGCAGUUCACUGCAGCGUUUUAUAAAGAUGUUAAAACUAAAAUAAUAGCAAAAACGCAAAAACACAUAUUCUCACAUGAGAUUUUGUUGUAACUUGGACAGCAUUAUAAAUUCAGCUUAGUUUUUUUAACUUAAAAGUACUGCUGCAAGUUGUUGGACAUUUAUGAAGAGGUUUUAAAAUGUAAAAAUAGAUGUACGAUUUUUGUAAUAUACUCAUUUGUCUAAUAAAUACACUCAAGAAGUAUACCAGAUAUUAUUAGAACUAUUUUUAAGCAAGAUUAAAAACAGUAUGAAUUGAUGAGCUAAACUCACCGUAUACAUAAGGCCCGACCACCAUAUGACAACAUAACAAUGAUCCGCAGUGAGUUAAACCUCCAGUUACUCGUUCAUAGCUUCAUCAUGGUCAUGUCUUUUAUCUUAAACAACGUAUGUAAUUUAUUUUAGCAGAAAAGUAAAAUUUGGUAACAUAAUUUAGUAUUUAAUCAUUUUAUCAAUUAAAUACGCCUUUGGAUUUAUAAAUAAGCAGGGUACACACCUCAUUUAUCUGUUUGUUUCUUUUUAUAAAAAUAUUUAAAAGGUGAAUAUAUUGUCUAUUGUCAUGAAUUCACUUGAAUUUAUAAACAAUACCAUAUUCAUCCUGAAGUUCCUUAGUUUUAUUACAGUUUGUUUUACAAAUUUAAUAAGUUGUAGUAUUUUAUUCAAUGUUUUUAUUAAGAUGAAUAGUUUUUUUUUAGUUAAAUUACAUGUUUGUUAUGAGAACUUCCAUUAUAAUUGAUACUCAGUUUCUUUAUACUUAUUUGUUCUUAUACAUAAAUUAAUAUCUUGGUUAACACCUUUAAAAUUAUUGCUUACCAGAACUGUGAACCACAAACUCGACCAUAAACUAAUCUCUGGACUUUACACUAGCAAACUAAAAACUUAAAAUCUCUAAUUACCUACUUUACUCCAUGUUACUUCUGUACCAAAGCCUGAUGCGAUACAUUUAUGUGUAAGUAGGCUGAUACCCCAUUGAGAACAUAAUCUUUUUCGCUCUGAGAUCAUAUAUUUCAUUUCACAAUCUGACCUGUUUUUCAACAGUUAGUAGUAUUAUAGCUUUUGUAUUCUUUCUUGAAGAUCAAAUUCAGUUUGACCAUCCACAAACAGUAUCCAAAUAUAUUUGGAAAUAUGUUCUACAAAAUAAUUACUAUGUUUCAUUUUAUUGGAUGUAGUUAUUUUAAUAAUCAUUACUUACUUAAUGCAUUUAUAUGAGUAAUUUUACAUUCUAUUUGUGUAUUGUGUCAUGACAAAUAAUACUUAUGUAACACUUCAAAGCAUUCUUAAGCAAUAACUUACCGUUAGGGGUUUUACCCUAAAGUUGUGUACAGGAUAUUAUCAUAACAUUUUCAACACUUUGAGCAAUGGUAGCUGAACAAGAAGCCACUUGUCAAAUUCUGGUCGUUGUAAAUAGUUUUUAUUUAUAAGCACCUUAAUAAAUUAAAUAUUUAUUCAUUUGUAACAUUCCUUAAUGAAAACUGUACUCUUAUUGUGUACAAGCUUUUUAUCAAAUUGAUUUCAUAAUUUUGUGUAGAGGUCUGUGAUAAUUUUGACAAAAUAUUUUUUUCAAAAUUGCCAGAGAAAAUGCACAUAAUGUAAGGAGUGUAUAAGUGAUACGUGCCUCCAUGAUACAAAAUAUUCUGCUUCACGUAGAGAGGUAUUAGUAGCUAGCCUACACAAAAGUGCAUGUUAUUUUAAUCAAUUUGAAUUUAUUGGUAAAAUUAAAACUCUUCCAUUAAAUUAAUUGACAAUUAGGUAUCACUCCAUCAUAACACACAUGGCACAACAGUAAACCGCAACAUCAAAUUAUACCCCGCUGCUGUGUUGUGCCAUGUUUAUAUAGGCCUACAAACUUUUAAUGCCUCUUUGUGAAACGAGUAUUUAUUUGUUGUGUUAUACGAUUUUAACUACAAAAACGAACUCAUUUUGGGAUUUAAUUUUAUGCCCUGGAUUGAAUAUCAAAAACAUGAAACUUUUGACAACGCCUCAUGGUUGUUUUUGGAUUUGACGUAGGUAAGAAUUUCUAAAUAAUUGUGUAUUUUAAUCACAUGUUAUCGUAGAAAUUACAAUCUUAGAAAAUAAAAUGAAAAAUGGCUUUAUUGAAGCUUAAUGUAGGACCAAGUCUUAUCUACAACUAAUCCAAAAAUGAUUCUGUUCUUGGAAAGAGUUCCAUCCAAUAUACUUGCUCGAAUUGUUAAAAAAAAGUAAUGUGCUACAUAAUAAAUAUACAUAAUGUAUAUUAAUAACUUUCUGAUAUACAUCCACUAACAUGAAAUGCAUGUUAGUUUUUGUCAAACUUCCUUUAACAUUCAAAUUGGGCUGUGUUUAAGAUGUGGUAAUUAUUUACUAAUAAAUGUAACAUGAGUUUUAUGUAAUGUUGUACUGUUGUUUUUCUAAUGUAACGUUGCUUAAAUGUUAACAUGUAAAUAAUAUAAAUACAGAGAUUCUGUAUUACAUUCAUUAAAUAAGUUUGUAAGGGUCUGAUUUGGAAAUGGUAUAUAAUACUGUGAUAAAAGAUUGGUAUUACAAAGUGUAAACUAAUUUUAAAUAAACCAAAUUUAGAAGUACAAAUAUUAUUUGAUAUUGUUAAUUUUAUUAAACUAUGAUUCAGAAACUUGAAUAUGUUUAUAUAAUUUUCUAUAUUUACAUGUAAAUUAGUAAACAAUUACUGUUUCAUUUGCAAAAAAUGUACUAUUAUCAAAUAAUAUGUAUUAAUUUGGUUGAAACUGUAGUGCCAAUUUAGUCUUGUUUUUAAUUACAUGUAAUUCUUGUGUAUAAUGUUAAGCUUUUGAUGUUUUACUUGUGUUAAGUUUCAUGUAAUAUUGAAAUAUGUUUUGUUAUUGUAAGUUUUAAUUAGGCACAAUUAUUUAUUAUUCUAUAGUGUUAAACUGUAUCUUACUGAAGUGAAGCUUCCUGAAAUCACGCACACUUGAAAAUAAUAUAUUUUUUAUGUAUUCCAAGCAGCUGUUAAACAAACAUAAACUCUCAUGAUUUUUUAAUCUAAUUUGUGCUAUUAAAAAAAUAAGUUCAAUUGACAUAAUUUUUUGGACUAAGUAUUUGUUAAAUAGCCUCCUGUAGGAUAUAUUCAAGCAUCCAUAAAACAUCUCAAUUUCUUUUGGUUAUUAUUUAACAUUAUCCCUUUGAUUACAUUGAUAAAUAAUACUCUUUCUGGAAAGGAAAAAUGCAAUUCACAUUUGAUUGAAUGCUGCUCAUGCUAGCAAAUUUUUUAUUCACAAAUUUAAUUACUCCUGAGUUAAAUUGGCCUAAUUAAAAAGGGAAUUGUUUUAGUAUGGAUGGUUAGGCAUAUUUCUUUUAACAAAUAUUAUCCCAAUUUUUGGAAUACGCUACUGUUUUGCCAUAAUUCUUGUGAAAACAAUUUUCUUAUUUCUAAAACAUUAUUUAGAUUCAGAGGAGUUAACAUACUACUUAAGCAUUCAUCUAAUUUGUUGUGUAAAGGUCUAAACAAUAAGAGAAAAACAUUAAUUAUUGUGUUCAUUUAUGUCAAUGCAAUUCAUUAUGUUGAUCAUAAAAACUACAGAUUUUAUGGAAUAAUGGUAUUUAAAAUUUCCUUUUAAUUUGAUUGAAUUUUGUUUAUGUCACAAGUUUACAUAGAAAAUAGUUAAAGAUCUGUUCUUGGAGCUGCAAUACUUAUUUUAUAUGUAACAAUAAAAUGGUAUUUACCUUGUAAACAAUCGCAGUAGUAAAGUUUAAUUGAAUAUGGAUUUACACAACAUAUGCAAUGCAAUGUGCAUAUGUUAAUACAGAUUAUAAAAAUUGUUUUAAAUAAUAUAUUUUACUACAGCUCAAAUUUAAAACUUUGAUCAAUAUUUUAAGAUUUAUGAAACGAUUUCAUACUUCUUUCAUAUUGGAGAAAUAUUACUUUGGCAAACACUAUGUGAUUUAAAAUAUUCAUAUUUUCUUUGUAAAAAUUAUUUUUGGCAGUCAAAUGAUGUUUAAAAUGGAAGCCUAAUAUAGGGUUGAGAACAUUGAUAAACUUCAAAUUAUUUUAAUCACUUUUUGUUUUAGAAUGAUAGGAAAUGCCUCAGUUUAAAGAUAUUAACCCUUAAACUGGCAAUCAACAUUAUAAUGCUGAUCUAAAUAAUUUUAAAAGUAGAAACUGACAUUAUAUUUUCAAUCUGAUACACAUGUGUUUUGACAGUUCAAAUAGUACAUAAACCAACACUACUACCACUAUUUAUAUACCAAUUCAAACAGACAGAGUUGCUAAUUUCAAUGGUGAAAUUUGUUUUCUUGUUUUGGCAACAGUGAUGUCACAGUGACGUUAUAAUCUUUUGAAAAUUAGUGUUUAUAUCAUAGGUAUGCUUUAUAGCUUGUUAUAGCUUUGUUCAAAUCUAUACUAUGCUAAAUUUUUGAAUAUUUUGAAAAUAUUUAGUGUAAAAAUAAUGUUUUUGUAAUUUUUUUAAAUAAUCAUAUUAUAGUAACAAAUUUACGUACUUUUACAAUAUGAUUAAAGUAUGGGUACAAAACACUCAAAAAUGGCCUCCCAUGUGAGGAAAAAUGACAGCCAGUUCGAGGGUUAAUAUUAAGAUGAGAAAAUUAAAGCAAGUUCAAGAAUUUUUCUGGAUAGCAAAUAUUAACAUAAAAAUUAUGAAGCAAUUGGAUGUAUAUUAAUCACAUCUUUUUAAUAGACAUCAUUCAAAAUGUUAUGAUUAUUAAUGUGUCAAAGUGUAUUAUGUUUAAUAAUCUUUUACAUUUUUAAACCAAGAUGGCCACUAGUAGAACUGACAACUGAUUUUUUUGUUUUAUUUCCUUUUUAUAUAAAAAGUAAUUAAAAAUCUAAAUUUACAAGUAAAUUUAGUAAAAAUAUAUCAAUUCCUUUAUUAGAACGUCCCAUAAUAAGUGUUACAUGUCUAUAAGAAUUCAUACAUUCUUGGCAUCUAUGAGGGAUUUCAAAUUUAAUUAUUCUGCCAUUUAUAAGUAGUUGUGAUAUUUGAAAUUUAUUUAGAAAAUAUUAGUUUUGUAAAAUGUUCUAUAUUACAUACAGUGUACAAUUUCUAAUUAUUGAAAAUUAAAAUAUAGAUGAGAUAUAGAUUUUCAUUAAAAUUCAUAUUUUACACCUCUAAAAUGGGUUUGUGUGUUCUUUUAAGUGUGUAAUUCUUUUUCAUUCAAAAUUAUUUUUGUUUUACAAAAUGCAUAUCUCAGAGUUCUAAGUCUUGUACAAUUAUAACUUAAUUUUUAUAAAACGAUUUGGGAUUAAUUAUUCUUCAAAUCAUUAAAUAUAUUAGAAGAUUUAAAUAGUAAUUACGCAUAUAUUGAUUAGCUUACCACCUGGGGAGUUUAGUGCCUUAAUAUUUUAUUGUAGUACUUGUCUAUUACUGUUAUUCUGUUUCUCUAUUAAUUCCAUAAACAUAAGUUAAUCAACAUUAUUUUAUUUACUGAAUUUUAAAAGGCUGAAAGCAACUACUAUGAUAAGCUUAUUUCAUAAACUUAUUGUUUGUUUCAUCUCUUUUUAUUUUCUGUACUUUUGUGAUUAAAAUGUUUUGUAAAACUUUA
This is a messenger RNA of Homalodisca vitripennis (glassy-winged sharpshooter), 10791 nucleotides long. Its product is annotated as DENN domain-containing protein 2B-like. Bases 530 to 3883 code for a protein of 1117 amino acids. The transcript is spliced from 12 exons. The record is from RefSeq and is a predicted model, not a curated record. NCBI's taxonomy places the organism in Eukaryota, Metazoa, Arthropoda, Insecta, Hemiptera, Cicadellidae.